Merops nubicus (carmine bee-eater) is the source of this 3087-nucleotide messenger RNA. It is a transcript of the gene PCDH20, whose product is annotated as protocadherin 20. Gene Ontology annotation, biological process: homophilic cell-cell adhesion. The transcript is spliced from 2 exons. The record is from RefSeq and is a predicted model, not a curated record. NCBI's taxonomy places the organism in Eukaryota, Metazoa, Chordata, Aves, Coraciiformes, Meropidae. The annotation marks the transcript as partial. Gene Ontology annotation, molecular function: calcium ion binding. Gene Ontology annotation, cellular component: plasma membrane.
CACUUGCUCCUUUUCCUGGUCUUCGUUGGACCUUUCAACUGCUUUGCCAGUUACAGCCGUGCCACGGAGCUCUUCUACAGCCUCAACGAGGGGCUGCCUGCUGGGGUGCUCAUCGGCAGCUUUGGGGGACAGUAUGUGCAGCUGAAUAACCGCUCCGGGGAGCUGCACACCUCAGCCAUGGAGAUUGACCGGGAAGCUCUGUGCGUGGAUAGUGGUGGUGCGGCCGUCUUCGGGGGACCAGCUGCGGUCUCCUCUUCCUCACCCUCAUCCGAGUCAUGCCUGUUGCUGCUGGAUGUGCUGGUGCUGCCACAGGAGUACUUCCGCCUGGUGAAGGUAAAAAUUGCUAUCCGGGACGUCAAUGACAAUGCACCCCGCUUCCCUGUGCCCCACAUCCACCUUUCGGUGCCUGAGAAUGCACCUGUGAACACCCGCCUGGCAAUUGAGCACCCUGCCCUUGACCCUGACGUGGGCACCAAUGGCGUCCAGACCUACCGUCUGCGAGAUAACUACGGCGUCUUCACCCUGGAUGUGGAGGAGAAUGAGAGCGGGGAGAGGACUCCCUACCUGAUUGUUAUGGGAGCUCUGGACAGGGAGACGCGGGAGGAGUAUGUCACAGUCAUAAUCGCUGAGGAUGGGGGUACUCCUCCGCUUGUGGGCAGUGCCACCCUCACUAUUGGCAUCAGCGACGUCAAUGACAACUGCCCCCAGUUCAGCGACUCGCAGCUCAACGUCACCCUUUAUGGGAAUUCCAGCCUAGGGACACAUGUGGCCACUGUGCAUGCGGUAGACAUGGACCUCGGAUCCAACGCCCAGAUCACCUACUCCUAUAGCCAGAAAGUACCCCAGCCAUCCAGAGACUUGUUCCUUCUGGACGAAAGCACAGGAGCCAUCACGCUCUCCAGUAAAGUUGAUGGGGACACUCCAAGGCUCCACAGGCUGAUCAUAUUGGGCAAUGGUCCUGGCUGUAUCCCUGCUGUGAUCACAGUGCUUGUGACCAUCAUCAAAGUCAUGACGAGGCCACCUGAAGUUGUCCCUCGUUUCAUAGCUAAUGAAGUGAAAGGGGUGGUGUACUUAAAGGAACUGGAGCCUAUCAACACACCGAUAGCAUUUUUUACCAUCAAGGAUCCUGAUGAAAAAUACAAAGUCAGUUGCCAUUUGGAUGGUGAUGGGCCUUUCAGACUUACACCGUACAAGCCAUACAACAAUGAAUACUUGUUAGAGACCACAAAGCCUUUGGACUAUGAGACACAGCAGCUGUAUGAAAUCUCUGUAGUUGCAUGGAACUCAGAAGGGUUUCAUGUCAACAAAAUAAUCAAAGUACAGGUUCUGGAUGACAAUGACAACUCGCCAGUUUUCUCUCAACAGCUGAUAGAAUUAUCAAUUGAGGAGAACAAUGUUCCUAAUGCUUUCUUGACCAAACUGUACGCUACUGAUGCUGACAGUGGAGAAAGAGGGCAAGUGUCCUAUUUCUUAGGCCCUGAUGCCCCUUCCUAUUUUGCUUUAGAUAAAACCACAGGAGUUCUUACAGUUUCCACCCAGCUGGACAGAGAAGAAAAAGAGAAAUACAGAUACACUGUCAAAGCAGUGGAUUCUGGGUUCCCUCCAAGAGAAUCAAUAGCAACUGUCACCAUUACUGUGUUAGAUAAAAAUGAUAAUAGUCCAAGAUUUAUCAAUAAGGAUUUCAGCUUUUUUGUGCCAGAAAACUUUCCAGGUUUUGGUGAAAUUGGAGUUAUAAGUGUCACAGAUGCUGAUGCAGGGCAAAAUGGAUGGGUUGCCCUUUCAGUUCUGAAUGGAAGUGAUAUUUUUGUCAUAGAUACUGGAAAGGGAGUUUUGAGGGCUAAAGUCUCCUUGGAUAGAGAGCAGCAGAGCUCCUACGUUCUGUGGAUCGAAGCAGUUGAUGGUGGUGAUCCUGCCCUGUCUUCUACAGCAAAAAUAACUAUCCUUCUUCUGGACAUAAAUGACAACCCUCCUUUGGUCUUGUUUCCUCAAUCUAAUAUGUCUUAUUUGUUGGUCCUCCCUUCUACCCUUCCUGGCUCUCCUAUCACUGAAGUCUAUGCUGUCGAUAAGGACACUGGCAUGAAUGCAGUCAUAGCUUACAGCAUCAUAGGAAGAAGAGGCCCUCGACCGGAGUCAUUUAGGAUCGACCCUAAAACUGGUAAUAUCACCUUGGAAGAGUCACUGAUGCAAAAUGACUAUGGCCUCUAUCGGCUGCUUGUGAAAGUUAGUGAUCACGGCUAUCCAGAACCUCUCCAUUCCACCGUCAUGGUGAACCUCUUUGUCAAUGACACUGUUAGCAAUGAGAGCUACAUUGAAAGUUUGUUAAGAAAAGAACCUGAUAUCAGUAUAGAAGAAAAGCAGCCACAAAUAUCCAUAGAGCCUACACAUAAAAGAAUGGAGUCAGCAUCCUGCAUGCCUACCUUGGUAGCUCUGUCAAUAAUAAGCUUGGGUUCUAUCACUUUAGUAACAGGGAUGGGCAUUUACAUCUGUCUAAGGAAAGGGAAAAAGCAUCACAGAGCCGAUGAAAACUUGGAAGUACAGAUCCCAUUAAAUGGAAGAAUUAGCCUGCACAUGUUGGAGAAGAAACCAGUGGAGAUUUCUAACAUUUGACUUUUCUUUGUGGAUAAAUCAAACAUCUGAAAACCCUUGGACAGCUCUGAAACACCUGCCCGUGUGUUGUAUUGACAGAGGUUGCGAUGAAGGAUCGCUAAUUUAUAACUUAAUAAUAUUAUAAUUGUAAAUAGCUGUUUACAGUUUUUUAAAUUCAAAUUCAGUGUACAGCUUUUUUAUGAAACCUUAAUAACUAACAGCUAGCACCCUGUCUAUAAAAACAUGGACAUUAUUUGCAGUUUUCAUAAAUCGGUAAGAUCAGUAAUCAUAAAAAGGGGAAGUUAAGAGGAGUCUUUAAAGUCAAGUUUUAAAAGUCUUUUUAGCCACAAGAGGGCAUCAGAUGCUCCUGAGCAGGGAACUGUUCGAGGUACUGUCCGUGAGAUGAACACAGAGUAUAUUUUAAAUAUAUUGGUUUUAAUAUAAAACACACAUUGGCAACACAGACAUUUAAUCACACACACACGCAAAAAAAAAAAAAAA